UGAAAAAUAUGAGGAAAAUCACAGACCCCAGAUGCAUAAAGGUGUCGUUGUCAAAAUUAACGCUAAUCAGAGGUAUGCUACUACAGCCGCAACAUCUCUUAUAUUACGCGAAGCUGCAAAGAAAUACAAAGUUCCAUUGCAAGAAUUUUGUGUUCGAGCUGAUAGUCCUUGUGGGUCCACUAUUGGCCCAAUGAUAAGUGCAAAUUUAGGAUUGCGUACCGUUGAUGUUGGGAAUCCUCAAUUGAGUAUGCAUUCAAUUCGUGAAACAGCAGGUACCGACGAUGUCGCACAUGCUAUUAAAUUGUUUCAGGGAUUCUUUGAAGAAUUUCCAAAAAUUGAUUCAUAUGUA
Messenger RNA from Racocetra persica, 349 nucleotides. The record is from the annotation of a GenBank genome assembly. NCBI's taxonomy places the organism in Eukaryota, Fungi, Glomeromycota, Glomeromycetes, Diversisporales, Gigasporaceae.